Messenger RNA from Caenorhabditis angaria, 4340 nucleotides. Lineage: Eukaryota; Metazoa; Nematoda; Chromadorea; Rhabditida; Rhabditidae. The record is from the annotation of a GenBank genome assembly.
AUGUCUCAGUUUGGAGGUGGCAAACCACCAGGUCAAUGGGGCCGCCCGGCUGCACCCGGUGCAGCUGGCCAACUUUCUGGCUUUCCAGCUGUAAAUGUAGGAGGUUUCUCGAUGGUUGGAAUGGGCGUCCCAAUGGGAAUGGUCAAUCAAGCCGCUUUCUCUUCACCAAAUGUUCUUGGAAUGCAAGGAAUUAUGGGAGCUGUUCCACAACAAACUUUGCAACAAACACAGGUAAGAUUUUGCAAAAAUAUAUCUUCCUUGAAUCAAUACUAUUAUUCUACCUAUGAAUUUUUUUAGUUCCAAACCGCGGCAGCUGCAAACAAUCUUCAACAAGCGUCUGGAAAAAAUCAGCGAACUUUUGUCGGUGUCGUCACAAAAAUGUUGGACACUUAUGGUUUUGUCGACGACGAUGUUUUCUUUCAACACAGCGUCAUUCGCGGUGCUCAUCCACGUGUUGGCGACAAAGUUAUGGUCGAAGCGAGUUAUAACCCAGCGAUGCCUUUUAAAUGGAAUGCUUACCGUAUUCAAUUGUUGAAUGCUGCUUCACAAGGGCAACCUGAACCUGCGGCUCGACAACCAGCUCAACAACCACAACAUCAUAAUCAAGGCGGAAGACAGCAAGAGUAAGUUUUUUGUUGAAAUAAAAAUCAUAUUUCAUAUUGUUUUGUUCAGAACUUCUCGAUGGGCCAACAAUUCAAACGAUAGAAAUGGUCGAGAAACUUCACCGCGUGAUCGUGGAAACGCGAAUAGUCGUCGUCAUUCUCCACCUCGUCGACAAUCUCCACCACGUCGCAACAGCAGUCCGAAACGUGAAAGAGUUCGUGAAACUCGUCGAAGUCCUCCGCCACAACGCCGAGCUUCACCGCCACCAAGAAGAGCGUCGCCAGUAAGAGUCGAUCGGAAAAGAGAGCGAAGUCCAAGUGGAAGUGUUGCUCCAUCGGUCAGAAGAGAUAGUGCAAGUCCACCACGACGAAGAGCAAGAAUUAUUCCGAGAUAUGAAUGCAAGAUUCAGAGACCAGCGCUUUUAGGGUAAAUUUGAUAUAUAUCUUGAUUUCACUAAUCAUCCUUCUUUUUCAGCGAAAUAAUCUCUGGUUCAACACUCCGUCAUCGUUAUAACAAAUUAUAUCUUCCAUCAGAUUAUGUUGAUUUGUCAUUCGAUUGGGUUAAAAAUGUACCAUUGGAUCUUGCCUUAGAUCUCAACAAUCAAAUCAAUUUCCACGUUUUCCACAAAGACGUCGAAAAUCCAUUCGGAAACGUUGUUUUGCCAGAAUUCGAACCGGAAGAUGCUGAUCAUCGACAUCAAGUUAAAGUUCUUCUGUUGUCACAUGCUGGAAAAUCAGAGAUUUUGAAAAAAGCUUUUUGCUUGUUACCUGAUGGAAGUACUGAUGAUAAUCAAGAACCACAGUCUUUCUGGAAGAAUUUGCAGUUUUUAGUUGGUUAGUGAAUUUGUGAAGUGGGAAAAUGAGGGGGUUUUGGGGAAAAAACAUUAUUUGAACGUUCACGUUGAAUUAAAUAAAUUUUCCAGGAGUUCGCGGAAAAGAAACAAUGGCAAUCGGUGGAAGUUGGUCACCUUCACUCGACGGACAAGAUCCAACAUCACCAGCAACAAUGAUCAAGACAGCAGUUCGAACAACUCGCGCGUUGACUGGCAUCGAUUUAUCCGAAGUAUCUCAAUGGUAAGUUGUACCAUUUUUGAAUUGCGGUUGUUUUCUCUUUGUCCUCUACAAAUAUAAUCGUCGACGAACCAUCUUCUUUGCUGCAAAACCUCUUUUUUCAUUCAUUCAAUCAAUUCCAUUCAGCCAAUAUUAUUCAUUUUAAAAAACAUUUCUAGGAUUUUCUCAUACAAAGUUUUUCGACUAUAGGUUAUCAUUGGCGCAAAUUCGUUACUACCGUGCCGAUAAACAACGCGUCGAUUUGGUCAAUUUGCUUCUUCCCGACACUCAAUGCUUAUCACCGGCUGAUGCGGAUUGGUCGAAAGUUGAAGAAGCGAUUGGUGCACAGCUCAAAUCAAAAAUUGAGCUUAUCGAUGCGAUGAGGAUUGAAGAAGAGCCCGAACCCGAGCCGGUUAUCGUCGAAACAACUGAAAAACCAACUGAAGAAGCGCCAGUUAAAGAGGAGCCUGAAGUCAAGGAAAGUAUCGUCUCACAUUUUUACUACUUCUUUUUAGCCUAACUUAUCACCCUUUGUGUUUUUUUUUAUUUUCUUCCGCAGCAAACGCUCUAAUCGUCGUGUGUUGUUUUAUAUGUGAUAUGUAUGCAUUUCAAACCUUUUUUGCAUGCUUGACAGGUUGAUUUCGCACAAAAAAUUCAAAAUUAUCAGAUAUUUAAUGAUACUUUUACAGGAUUCUGGAAAUUGUUUUUUUACGAGAUUUAAUAGUUAUUCUUUAGGUAGAGGAACAAUCAAUUGCUGAAGAAGCUAACAAUGUGACUAUGGAAUCGGAAAAUGGAGAUUUAUCGAUUGAUAAUGGUGAAAAUCCAACACCACAAAGUUCGGGACCAACAAAUUGGAGUAAAUUGGACCCAAAAAGCAUGAAGGUUAGUUUUUUUUUUGAAACCUCCUGCAUUUCCAAAUCUUGGAUUUUUCCAGGUCGCUGAACUUCGCACUGAAUUGGAAGUUCGUGGACUCGAAACCAAAGGAAUAAAAACAUUGUUAGUCCAACGUCUUCAAACCGCUUUGGAUAAUGAAAAAGCUGCGGAACCAAAAGAUGUUGAAAUGAAAGAUGAAAGUGAUGUGAAAGUUGAAGGCGCUGAUGAAAAUCCGGCUGCAUUCAUAGCUCCAUCUGUGGAAGAAAGUAAGGCGAAAAAUGAGGCGGAAGCUAAAAAAGAGGCUGAAGAUGCGGAAAAACGGAAGAAGAAAGAAGAGGCUCUUGAAAAAGAGAAAAAGGAGAAGAAGGAAUUGUUGGAGAAACAUUAUCAACUUCCAAAGGAGAAAAGAAUUUGUGUUUAUCCAUCGAAGAAUUAUAAAUCUGGAAAGUUUGAUUGUAAAGUUAUGACAGUUAGCUCGCUUUUGGAUUAUAGAAGUGAUGAUAAUAAGGAAUCGCAAUUUGAAGUUUCAUUAUUUGUUGAAGCGUUCAGAGAGAUGAUUGAAAGAAAUGCUGCAUUCACAAUUUAUGAAACAUUGGCAAAUUGUGGAGAUCGAGAAUUAGAAAAGAAAAGACGAGAAGAAGCGAGAAUCAAGAAAGUUGUUGUUGAAGCGAAACAAGAAGAUGAGACAAUUCCAGCUGAAAAUGAAACAGUCGCAGAAGCUGAAAAGAAGGAAAGUCCGGAAAAGGAGAAAAAGGAGGAAAUUGAGAAAGUCGAAUUGAAAAGUAUUGUUGCUAACAAAACAGUUUAUGAAGCAUUCUCACUUUUCGACAUCAAUCUUUGUGGAUAUUUGUCUGAAAAAGAUGCUGAAGAUAUUUUAUAUAAUGGAGAGUUUGGAAUUUCGCGGGGACAAAUUCAAAAAUUGACGAAGAAGUUGGCUGUUCGAGACAAGAUUAAUUAUCGACAUCUCACUGACACUUUGAGUGAUUUGGAUGGAAAUGUGAGAUAUACACCAGCUGGAGCUGAUGAUGUUGUUGAAACUGAUGAAUUGAUGAGAGGAUAUGGAAAAGCAUUAUUGGCAAAUGAGACAACAAAUGGAAUUGCUGAUAAGAAAACAGCUGCAACUUCAGAAGAUGGUGUUGUUGUAUUCAAUGGAAGUGUUAUUAAUAUUGCGCAGAAGUUGAAAUUGUUGAAACAAGCGGAAAAUGAGAGAGAUGCGGCUAAGUCGACGAUUAAUGAACAGAGUUCUUUGAUUGGUGAGUUUUUUUUGAAGACAAUUUGAGAUUUUCCCUCAUUUUUCAGAACAAUUGCGAGAAGCCAAACAAGACAUUGAAAAGAAGCGAAAGGACAUCGAUUCGCACUAUCAAAAAGCGUCGAAAAAGUUAUCGGAAGUCACUUCUCAAUUGAAAACAACACAAGAUGAUCAUUCGGUGUUGAAGCAAGCGUUGCAAGAUUGCAAACGACAUGCUGAUCGUAUCUUUGGAGUUGUUGAAAAAGCACUCCCGCCACCGCCAAGAAAAGAAGAAAAGAAGGUUGGUUUGGGUUUUUUUGGAAGUUGGGUUCUGAAUUUUUGAGAAAAACUCUUUGAUGUCAAGAAAAAAAAUCAAAUUCACGGUUUUUACCGAAAUGUUUUUCAACCUAAUCAUUUUCUAGGAAAAGGAGAAGACUGAAAAGUCAGAAUCUAAAAAAGAAGAAAAAGCAGCAAAAGAGGAUUCGAAAGAAGAAGACGAAUCAAUUCAAGAAAUUGUUUUGGCUGAAGAAAUUGGAGAAGAAGAUGUUGUUGAACCACAAAUUGUUGAAGAAGAAAAGAAGGAAUAA